Ceratosolen solmsi marchali is the source of this 2274-nucleotide messenger RNA. It is a transcript of the gene Nup75, whose product is annotated as nuclear pore complex protein Nup75. Gene Ontology annotation, cellular component: nuclear pore outer ring. Lineage: Eukaryota; Metazoa; Arthropoda; Insecta; Hymenoptera; Agaonidae. Gene Ontology annotation, biological process: mRNA export from nucleus; positive regulation of DNA-templated transcription; protein import into nucleus. The record is from RefSeq and is a predicted model, not a curated record. Gene Ontology annotation, molecular function: structural constituent of nuclear pore.
GAGGCAACAGCCAUGCCUAUGUGGUCGUUGGAACAACGUUGAUGGCGCAUUCGUACCCUUCAUAUUAAACUUAAGAUGAAUAGUGUCACUACAUAAAUUGUAUUUUAAAAAAAUUUUUAUGACUUAAGGUAAAGCUAAUGAAUAUAGAGUGCAAAUUAUAAGUAUGGCUGAACAGAAUAGUGAUCAGAUUAUAGCAAUACCAGAUGAUGUCUGUAAAGAAUCGGGUAUUGCUGCAUCAUGGGUUGGUCCUAAUAAAUUAGCCCUGUUUGGUUAUAAAAAUCUGAGCGUUAAUUCUAAAGAUGUACCUAGUAAUUUUAGUCCUUGUGAAGCGAAAGUACAUUUUCUUAGACCAGAAGUGAUUUUAUUUUCACCCGCUCUUCGUAAAUUAGUGAAUGAAAGUAAUGGUAUUUUUUUAUCGAUCCAAAAAUUAAAAUGUUCUUCGACUGCAAUUGAUUUGAGGCCAGAGAUGUUAAAGUAUAGCAAGCAAUAUCGCUCUAUUUUAAGAGCUUGCGUAGAAGAAUUACAAGAUCUCGCAGAGAAAUGUGACGAAAGUAAUAAGUCACUGUAUGAAAAUUUCCAAACCAUUUUCUAUAAUGUUGAAUGCGUUUGGCAUCUAACAGAAAUUCUUUAUGUCGAUGUUAUUCCAGGUGAUAUUGUUUUGCCUCAACUUCUCGAAUGGGUUAGAUUUCAUUUUCCAUCUAGAGAAAUAAUGGCUAUGAAAAUAUUAGCUAAAAAGAAAAUGGGGAUAGAUAUUGAAAGCAGCGAUUAUUGGGAAGCCGUAAUUGGCUGUGCUUUGCAUGGAAAGAUCGAUGUUGUUAGAGCACUUCUUGCAUUACACAGCAAAGCAGAUCAUACAGCAUUCAUGACAGCAGAAAAUGCCCUUAGAAAUAUGCCGGUAUAUAAUAUAUAUGGUGGCUAUUCGAUCAAAGAAUUUACCAUAAGAUAUAAACAAUGGCAAAUGAGUUUAUCCCAAAGUAUUGACAGCAAAGCUUUUGGAAUUGAUAAUAAUUUAGAAUCACUUAUGAAGUUAAUCGUUGGAAAUGAAUUAUGGGAAUUUGCAAAAUACACAGAAGCGUGGUACGAAUUGCUAGCAGCGAAAUUGUUCUAUUCUGCGCAGUGUUGUAAACAACCAGAAUUGACUCGCCAUGCAAAUAGCAUUGCCGUUAAAUGGCAAUCGUAUAAACAAUCAUCCUUAUUGGUAUUAGACAAUAUUAUCCUGGCUUUGAUAGAAAGUGAUUUACAUCAGAUCAUUAAAGAAAUUCAGUAUAUGAAUGAUAAUGGUUGGUUUGCCUCGCAUUUAACAGACUUACUUUAUCAUUGUGGUAGAUUGAACAUUAUGGAUAAACAUCAAGUAAAUGUGACUGAUUUACUACAUGAAUCGUUAAUAUUAGAUUAUGGAAGUACAUUGAUGGGUCAUCAUUCAUUAUGGCAAUGCGGUGCAAGUUAUCUGGAGUGUUGUCCUAAUCAAGGCUUAACAAGACUAGAAACACUUUUACAAACGAUUCCUUUAGGAAGUGAAGCUAGAAUUCAGAAAAUUAUCAAUCUUGCAAAAGCAAAUAAUAUGCAGCAUGUUGUUUCCAGCAUAUGUAAAAUUCAAGGAAUAAAGUGUAUCAAUCAAGGACGACUAGGAAAUGGACUUGCAUGGGCGCUUAAGGGUCAAGAUACUUUGUUCGCUUCGCACAUCGCCGAUCGCUUUCUCAUACAGUGUCGGGAUUUGCUUGAGAACUUAGGAACCUGUAUGCUUGCUAGCGAAAGGCUCACAUUUCUUGGUAAGUAUUGUGAGUUUCAUCAAAUGUACGGUAUUGGAGAGUUUAAAGAGGCAGCGAGAUUACUUAUUUCCCUGAUUGUCUCAAAUCUAACUCCAAGAUAUUUUUGGUCAAUCCUCCUGACCGACGCCAUUCCACUACUCGAAACCAACGACAUAGUAUUUUCAUCUCGAGAUACAUUUGAAUUAUUGCGCUCGAUUGAAAAUCAUGGCGAUGAUCCUAAAUUCCAAGAUAAAGUCGGAAUAUUCCGGUUGGCAGCUGCACGGAAUCUUGCUCGAGCACUCAUUAUCGAAGGCAGUCAACCUGAUUAACAAUAAAUUUUAAUAAAGUACAAAAUACUGAUACUAUGUACAUACCCAAUAUCUUUAUUCAUAUUAUGGCGAAUAUCAUUGGUUUAGAAUUAAAUGAAAUCGCAUAAAAAUUUGCAUUUUUUUUUCAUUUUCUUCGGUAUGUAAGUGAUGUUCGAUAUUUGUGAUAUUAAGUGUAUAACCACUAAUUUUCCGUAAAA